Molecule: messenger RNA, 1136 nt
Organism: Drosophila willistoni
Lineage: Eukaryota; Metazoa; Arthropoda; Insecta; Diptera; Drosophilidae
Gene: Klf15
Product: Krueppel-like factor 7
Exons: 1
Coding region: 1-1011 (336 amino acids)
Biological process (GO): regulation of transcription by RNA polymerase II
Molecular function (GO): DNA-binding transcription factor activity, RNA polymerase II-specific; RNA polymerase II cis-regulatory region sequence-specific DNA binding
Source: RefSeq, a predicted model, not a curated record
AUGGAUUUCUUUGCAACGGGCGCAUUUCAGCAGCUCUAUAGUGAAUUGGCUGAAGAUAAUAACUUGGAUUUUUGCUAUGGGAAUGUGGAUAUGUGUAAUUUCGAUACAACAGUGCCCAGUUCCAUUGAAUACUAUGACAUCAUCAAUCUGGAUAGCAAUGACAACAACAAUAAUAACAAUAAUAACAAUUACAAUCAAUACAACAAUGAGAAUCUCACACAGGAAGAGUAUGGAUUAUAUUAUGAUUUUGAUUUUGAUCGAGAUCUUAAUGGAUAUAGCAGAGCAUCAAUGUCAACAUCAACAUCAGCUUCAUUUGCCUCAUCAACGUCAGUCUCAUCGUUAUCGCCACCUGACCUUAGCGAUUGGGAGCAACGUUUGUUGGAUAACUUUAUCGAAAUACCAGAACUAAUUGAAUUCCUACCUGAACGUACUCCCUUAUGCACGGAUAUGUGUGAUGACUUUCUGCAGGAGAGCAAUAAUAAUCUACGUUUGGCCGCACCGACUGUCACCUUACAAACUGUCACAGAGUCUGCGGCUGCCGUCGCACCAUUGCCAUCGCCAGCCACCAAUCAACAACCACCAGCUACAUCAACACCAACAUCCAGCACAACCUGUACAGAGUCAAUUGGGAUGCAACUAAGCCUGAAUGCCGCAGGCGAACGUGGCUAUCUCUGCACAUUUGGCAAUUGUGAAAAACUGUAUGCCAAGCCAGCGCAUCUCAAGGCCCAUCUAAGGCGACAUUUGGGUGAGAAGCCCUACGCCUGCAAUUGGCCCGAUUGCCAUUGGCGUUUCUCUCGCUCCGAUGAACUGGCACGCCAUCGUCGCUCCCACUCGGGCGUUAAGCCAUACAAAUGUGAUUACUGUGCUAAAUGCUUUGCCCGCUCCGAUCAUUUAACCAAGCAUCGCAAAGUCCAUGAGCGACGUCUUUUGGCCGCCAGUCGAUCUGGUAAAAUGUUACCCGACGAUGUCUAUGCCGUCCGGCCGGGACGCAAGCGAAAGAAUCAAAUUUGAUUAGUGAAACGUGAUACUGGAUAUUAGAAUAUUAAGAAAAUAGAGAUAGUUUUUUUUAGUCCCAAGUGUUAUUUGUCUUAAAACUAGUUCUCUAACAUAAGCAAUAAAGGCAAACAAAAGUGAAG